AUGGUCAGCCGCUUCUGUGAGCAGCAUUUCCUCCAUGAGGUGGAUGACCUGUUGUGUGCAGAUGUGGACAUGAAGUUCUGUGACCAUGUGGGCAUGGAGAGCCUGUCCCCCCUCUUUGGCACCCUGCACCCCAGUUUCUACUGGGUGUCCCAUGAAGACUUCAGCUACCAGUGCCAGCCACAGUCCCAGGCCUACAUCCCCAGGGGCCAGGGUGACAUUUACUACCUGGGGGCCUUUUUUGGGGGGUUGGUGGUGGAGGUUCACUGA
Lontra canadensis (Northern American river otter) is the source of this 267-nucleotide messenger RNA. RefSeq names its product histo-blood group ABO system transferase 2-like. The transcript has a single exon. Gene Ontology annotation, biological process: carbohydrate metabolic process. Gene Ontology annotation, molecular function: glycoprotein-fucosylgalactoside alpha-N-acetylgalactosaminyltransferase activity. Lineage: Eukaryota; Metazoa; Chordata; Mammalia; Carnivora; Mustelidae. Gene Ontology annotation, cellular component: vesicle; membrane; Golgi apparatus. The record is from RefSeq and is a predicted model, not a curated record. The coding region runs from base 1 to 267 and encodes 88 amino acids.